CGGCCGGGCUCCGGGAGCCGUUGAGGGGAGGGGCGUCCGGGCCGAGGCCCGCUCGAGUGGAGGUCUUCGCCGCCGCCCCGCCCGUCCUCCCGUCGGCCCUCCCGUCCGCCCGUCCGUCCGUCCCGGCCGUCAACAUGCUGGCGCUCAUCUCCCGCCUGCUGGACUGGUUUCGCUCGCUCUUCUGGAAGGAGGAGAUGGAGCUGACGCUGGUGGGGCUGCAGUACUCGGGCAAGACCACCUUCGUCAACGUGAUCGCGUCUGGCCAGUUCAGUGAAGAUAUGAUACCCACAGUGGGUUUCAACAUGAGGAAAGUCACCAAAGGAAAUGUCACAAUAAAGAUCUGGGACAUAGGAGGGCAGCCUCGGUUCCGGAGCAUGUGGGAGCGAUACUGCAGAGGAGUCAACGCGAUUGUUUACAUGAUCGAUGCGGCAGAUCGUGACAAGAUAGAGGCCUCUCGAAAUGAACUACACAAUCUCCUAGAUAAACCCCAGUUACAAGGAAUCCCAGUACUGGUACUUGGAAACAAGAGAGAUCUUCCUAAUGCCUUGGAUGAGAAACAGCUAAUUGAAAAAAUGAAUCUGUCUGCUAUUCAGGAUAGAGAAAUUUGCUGCUAUUCAAUUUCUUGCAAAGAAAAGGAUAAUAUAGAUAUCACACUUCAGUGGCUUAUUCAACAUUCAAAAUCUAGAAGAAGCUGAAACAUCUCAUGAAGUCUUCCAGUCCUUCUUGGCUCUAAUCCUACAAUUACUGUCCGUUCCUCUGAAGUACUUCCCAGAAUCCGGUCCUUCCUAAACCCAAGAAAUUGCAAAGUUUAUUUCUCAUGUGCACUGCUGAAGAUGUGUAUCCCUAACCCUUCAUAACGAAUCGGCUAGAGUUGUCAUGAUAAAGUCAGCAGACACAGCUUCUCAUACACACUUGGCCUAGUGUGUAGAAACCCUCCACCCCCCAACCUUUCCUUUAAAAAAAAAAACAAAACACUUUGACCAUCUUAAAUCAAGAAAAUGGCAUAUUUCCAUUAUGGUCUUUCUGGGCCAGAUUUUUAUAUUGGUUUUCAGUAAAUGUCUAUAAUAUUUCAUUAUAGAGUCCAAUAGCUUAAUACUGAUACUGACUUGAUACAGCAUGAAAUUUCUAGUGCCACACACAGUAUUUAGAAAACCUUAAGCCUGACUCAUUUGAGAUAAUAUAAACAUAAUGUUUACUUAUCUCACAAAUGCAUGUGACAUGUAUAAUUACCCUGUAGGAAUUUUAAGAACUGGUCUGCAAAGAAUGAGCAGAGGCGCCAGAUCAAUGUUGUCUCUUUACACUGGAGAGUUCCUACCUGAUGGUUUUAUAAACAUACUCUGUUUUCUGAGAAUAUGUCAUCACCAGAUAGCAGCGGGGGUGUGGGAGGAGGAAGGCGUGCAUGCUGGUUUAUAUAUGUCCAGAUCAUUACUCUUUUAUUUUUUUUCCUUUUCCAUACACUUUUUUAAGGGCUUGGGAUUGAUGAUUUUCUCACAUGCUUUCAUGAAUUUAGAGCAUUCCAGCCAGUGUAAUAAAACCUGUUAACAAUGUCAGACUUUGUUCAGACACACGUUUGUUUUUUCUAUCUCCAGACAUUAAAUCAGUGCUGCAUGACACGCUGUUAACUUUUUAUAUUGAGUCAUAAAGUUGACUUUCAGCACAAAAGAUACAAAGAAAACAAAUUUUUAAUUUUUCUCUUACCAAGUAAGGCUGGGUACUCUUGUCUGGUGCCAUUAGAUGUCUUGAUUAUUAUGACAACUCUAGACCUGCCUGCUUUAUCUGAUGAAUCAUGCACAAUGUCUACAGGUUGUUUAAUAAUCACACAGAGAACCGGGAAACUGAAGCUGUUGAUUGUUGGCUUCAUACAGAAAUGUAUAGAAAGUAUGGAACACAUUUUAUAGUUGAGUGAUCUCUGUACACAUAAAGGGACUCAUAACGCAGGUUUGCAUAGGCCGCUGUAGCAGAAGAGCCCUGUCGGGCACUAUUUCGUGUGCCUCAUGCUGUGUGGGAUUUGUUUCCUGCACACUGCGUUUCCAGAUACAUUGAGCACUCAAGAGGAUGUCACCAUUGAGGGUUUUUUGUUUUUUUGCAAAUAGCAGUUUUAAUUUAUAGACUGCCAUGGCCUUAAGACUUCUGUACAGAGUACUUCACUGUGUUGCACGUGUUACUUGUUUCCCAUCCACCUUUUGAGUGAGCGGAAUCUGAGCUUUUAAAGUUCUCUUUUUCUUUGAGGCAUGUUGAAUACUUCCCAGGUGGGAUGGGUGGUUCUGGAAACGAAGGGAUAGUUAAACUUAACUGCUGUGGUGUAUACCACUGAUGGUCACUGUGAGCUGGGACAGAGAACAUGGCCACAUGUGUCCCAGAAGAGGGGCUGGGAUGAGGGCUGGGCUGCAGGGACUGCAUACGUUGCAGUUGACCUAGUGUGUGUGUGUGUGUGUGUGUGUGUGUGUGUGUGUGUGUGUGUGUGUGUGUGUCCAUUGCUUUCACCAUCUGUAGACAUCCAAAUGCCACUACCAUUUUUCUGUGUAACCUCUGCAUGUGGAAACUUACUAGUCACUCAACUUUGUAAAUACUUACAGUUCUUUUUUUUUGUUUUUUAAAAAAAAUUUUGGUAGAUGCAUUUUCAUCUGUUUACUGCUUUUUCUUAGCUUUGUUCAAUAAACUUGCAUUUUGAGGGUUGUAACGGCAAUUUUAACUUAAAAUGUACAUCAUGCUGAAAGGUUGCAGACUUUUUGGAAAGGAGCGGAAGGGAAAUUACCAUGGAGGGGUCCAUAGACCGUGGGCUAGAAAGAAAUCAACUCAGCGUUCAGAGAUGGGCCUGUGGGCUAGUUAAUGUAGAAAUAAACUUUUGAAAUAUCCCUAGA
Messenger RNA from Dipodomys ordii (Ord's kangaroo rat), 2861 nucleotides. It is a transcript of the gene Arl8b, whose product is annotated as ADP-ribosylation factor-like 8B. Gene Ontology annotation, cellular component: lysosomal membrane. Gene Ontology annotation, biological process: protein transport; anterograde axonal transport. The record is from RefSeq and is a predicted model, not a curated record. The transcript is spliced from 7 exons. Bases 135 to 695 code for a protein of 186 amino acids. Gene Ontology annotation, molecular function: GTPase activity; GTP binding. NCBI's taxonomy places the organism in Eukaryota, Metazoa, Chordata, Mammalia, Rodentia, Heteromyidae.